GUUAUUGUUGACUGACUCUAACUGGCGGUGGUAGCAGCGCCCAAAGAGGUAGCGCCCAGGGCUGCGAAGAGUGGGAGCUGUAGACAGCGGAGCCUGGAGCUCGCGCUCCGGGACCCGCGCCCGGGAGGGAGGACAAGACUCCGCACCGCGAGCCACGUUAAUCUGCAGACAGCGGUAGCAGCAGCAGCUACUGCAAGCUCACUGGGCGCUUUGUCUGCAGCACAGCGGCUGGUUGACGGCCAUGGCUCCGAUGGGCAUACGGCUGUCUCCGCUUGGCGUGGCCGUGUUCGCCUUGCUCACCGUUGGGGUGCUCUAUCACUUCUACUCGGGCUUUCUGGCUGGCAAGAUCGCCAUCUUCAGAAAGAUGCCCGGCUCGGACAGGAUCGACCUGAGAGAGAUGCUGGCAUUGUCGGUGGAAGCCGCCGUCCGAGGAGGGGAAGAAGUGAAGCGGGUGAUGGAAGAGGGCGAGCUCCACGGCAAAAUCAAAGGGAAGACUAAGGAAGGGGCCGAUGAGAUCCUCACCAACGGAGACCUGCAGUCACAUCAAAAGAUGUAUCAUUUAAUUAAAAACACAUUUCCAUCCAUACAGGUGUACUCUGAAGAACAUGAUACUGGUAACGUACCAGAAAUUGUUCCAUGGGAUCAUGUCAUUCCAAAGGAAAUCCUGGACAAAAUAACCACAACUGAAGAAGCCUUUUCUGACAGCAUUACAGUAUGGAUUGAUCCUCUAGAUGCCACCCAGGAAUAUUCAGAAAAACUUUUGCAAUAUGUCACCACAAUGGUGUGUGUAGCCGUGAAUGGGAAACCAAUUAUUGGAGUAAUACAUAAGCCAUUUGCUGAUUUUACAGCAUGGGCAAUGGUACAUGGAGGAUCAAACGUGAGCCUGCGCAAAUCGUACAAUGAGAAUAAUCCCAAAGUUAUAAUUUCCCGAUCACAUACAGGCACUGGUAAAGCAUUUGCUCAGAAAGCAUUUGGCAAUGACACUGACAUUAGAGAAGCUGGAGGGGCAGGUUAUAAAGUCCUGUCCCUGCUGAAUAUUGCUGAUGAAAAACAACCAGACCAUGCUGACGUGUAUCUGCAUGUAACCAAUAUCAAGAAGUGGGACAUCUGUGCUGGCAAUGCUGUUUUGGAAGCACUUGGUGGUCAAAUGACCACUCUCCAAGGAAACACGAUUGACUAUACCAAUAGUGAAUUGAAUGAAGGUGGAAUUUUGGCCAGCAUUGGUGUCUCUCACAAAAUAUUGCUUGACAAAAUGCCAGAUUUGAAAUCUGUUAAAACACAGUAGAACUUUCCAACCAGUUAUUGGAGAGUAAAAGCAAAAAAAAAAUUGCUCAUAAUUGGUCCGAUUUAAUCUUUAUCAUCACGCGCUUGGAAUCAUUGAGCAGAUUUAUAUGUGUGAAGAUGACAAUAUAGAUGUGGGUGGCAUUGCAGAGCAAGAAAUGGGUUACAGUAGGACCAAUCCUGAUUUUAAAAUUGCAAAUUUGGGCAGGUGAGCAGUUUUGCUGGAUUUGUAUAAACAGUAGCAAAAUUUAAUGUAUUCAUGUGAAUGUUUAUAUGUUUAAGUUAAUAAGUUAUGGGUGUAGAAUUAUGAAACUUGUAAUUCUAGUUCUAUUAUAUUCAAUCUAUAGUUCAAUCUACUAUUAAAGAGCUAGAUUUUUAUUUUUCCUAACUCGGUUUGAAUGAAGUGUACUGUUAAAGAAAACUGGAUUUUUUAAAUACUCUUCCCAAAACCAGGAUUUGAAAAUAUCAAAAACAUUUUCUUUUGUGGCAUUCCAAGAUCCUGAACCUACAGUAAAUGAUUUAAAACUAGUGUAAUCAUUCUAUUGUAUUCCAUGGUCAUAUUUGAAUUGAACCUGGUUUAUUUAUUUUGGCACAACAGCUUUAUUUAAAUGAUUGCUGCGAAAUAGCUCGGCAAUAAUGAAUGAUUCAACAUGCAAGACUACAUUAAGUAGGAAGAUCUUAGUGCACUGGAAUUUUUAUGUUUUUUGCAUCCUUAUCUCUUCAUAUUUCUCUCAAAGUCACAGCCUUAUGUGUUUAGAAUCGAUCCUGGGUACCAUGAAUACCAUACGGUAGAGUUGCUGCCUUACAGUGAAUGCAGCGCUGGAGACCUGGGUUUGAUCCCGACUACGGGUACUGUCUGUGCAGAGUUUGUAUGUUCUCCCUGUGACCUGCGUGGGUUUUCUCCAAGAUCUUCAAUUUCCUCCCACAUUCCAAAGACGUAUAGGUUUGUAGGUUAAUUGGCUUGGUAAAUGUAAAUAUUGUCCCUAGUGGGUGAAGGAUAGUGUUAAUGUGCAGGGAUCGCUGGUUGGUGUGGACCCGGUGGGCCAAAGGACCUGUUUCUGCGCUGCAUCUCUAAACUAAAGAACCAAUCAUUGAUAGUGAGUGAUGGUAAUUUGGCCUUUCCAGCAGCCUCCACUGCUUUGUGAUAAGGAACUGGAAUACUGCUAGAAACAAGUCAGAGAAUCGCCCUUUGCUGUUCCACUGAAAUUGGCCAGCCCAGCACAGACUUGUGCACUCAUGUAACAUUCAUAUAGCUGGUUACUGUUGUGGGUGGCAUAUUACCAAUUAAUCAAUCAAUGGCAGCUUACAGAGUUCUGCUAUAUCAAAAUUCAGAUUUUUAAAAAAUAUAUUAAAACAAUCCAAUAUACAUAUACCUUGCAGUUCAAGCACAGUCUGAUUUUACAUUUUGAAGGUGAACUUUAAGGAACCAAUUGCAAAAACGUGUAGGGCGAAUCAAAUUUGAGUCUAAAAUGUCUUGGCCUUAGUUUCAGGAAUGAAGAUUGUUGUUAUUCAGUCCACAAUUGAAUAGCCCCAAUAAAAUGGCGUAAAUGUUGUGUUUUAGAUUUGCUGUGAUUCCUUCUUAUCCGUACUUGCUCUGAACAUCUAUCUGUCCAAAUGCCAUUUGUAUUUUCAGACAAAGCUUCAUAGGUACUUAGUGAUUUAACCUUUCUAUGUAAAUAGAAGUAUUUGUGGAACUAAAGUAGUUUUUUGUGUGCUCUUAUUGUAAAGUAUAAUCCAAAGGUGAUCGUUAUUUUUAAGAUCUUGUAACUUAUUGAUUUUAGACAGCUCUGGAUUUGCAUUCUUACUCAGCUUGAUCUUGAUUAGAAAGUAUUUUAAUUUGCCGCUUUUCUAUUGCAGUGGUUACAUUAUCUUAUUUUUAUUAAUGACUAGGUUGCCUACACUUUGGAAAAUAAUGCUUCUGCUUUAGAUUACAUUUAAUAUCAUGGCUUAAGUGUGUCUAAAAGCUGUCCGUAUACAAAUCUCGUGGAGGACAACAUUUAUUCAAUGUGAUACUUCAGAAAUCCCAGGUUUGUUCCCUCGGGUUUUCUGAAAUAAGGGGAUGGAUUUUGUCGAGGCAGUAGCAUUAGUAGCUCUACUUGGGAAAAGAUGUUGUUUGGUUUCCUGCUUCCCCACCAUCUUUUGUCCUCUUCUGGAAAUGUGCAUUUUUGAUACUGUCAAGCACCAUUUCUGCCUUUGGACACUAUAGUGUCCAAAGGCAACUGUGACUAAGAAGCCAUUCGAGGAAGAAACUGUGGAAUUAAAUAUGACGGAGUGAUGUGUGAAAGAAAUAAAAGUGUAAUGAAGUUGGAGCAGAGGUGGUUAUCCCCUCUGCCAAUCUAGCAACUUUGUAAGCGUAAAACCUAAAACAUUAACAACUGUGUAAUAUAGACUAUCUCCAUUCUGAGUGCAAGUACACUGGUUCUGCUUGUCUCUGUCUUGCAGAGCACUGAUCUGUUACAAUGUUCUUGGUCCUGGGAAAAAUAUUUUUACAAAAAAAAUACUAUAAAACAAAAUAAAAUUAUAAAAUGAUCAAA
Molecule: messenger RNA, 3815 nt
Organism: Leucoraja erinaceus (little skate)
Lineage: Eukaryota; Metazoa; Chordata; Chondrichthyes; Rajiformes; Rajidae
Gene: bpnt2
Product: 3'(2'), 5'-bisphosphate nucleotidase 2
Exons: 5
Coding region: 242-1285 (347 amino acids)
Biological process (GO): phosphatidylinositol phosphate biosynthetic process
Cellular component (GO): endomembrane system
Molecular function (GO): 3'-nucleotidase activity
Source: RefSeq, a predicted model, not a curated record